AUGCAUCUCCCCCUCCUAACCCUAACCCUCUUGACCCCCCUCGUCACGACAUCCGCCCUCUUCCCCUUCGAAACCAUCCAACUCACCCCCUCCGACAUAACCACUUUUUCAGCGGUCAACUUUGGGACCCUCCCACAUACCCAUCCUCUGCCCUCUCAACGUGAACCCCCCUCCUCCGAACAACCCCCCUGCCGCGCCUACCCCUCCACCCCCUCCUGGCCCCCCCCAUCCCAAUGGUCCCUCCUCAACAGCACCCUGCACGGCGCCCUCCUCCAACCGACGCCAGCCGCUGCAGCCUGUUACCCUGGUAACACCCACUACAAUGCCACAACCUGCGACUGGCUGGUGCAUGAAGCGGGAAAGACGCAUUUUUGGUUAGAUGAACCUGUUUCGACGCUGACGGAGUGGCCGCAGGGGGAGACUUGUAGUUUGCGUUCGGAGGAAGGGGAUGGUUCUGGGGAGGUUGGGGGGGAGUGUGAGCAGGGGGGAUUUCCGGUGUAUGUGGUGAAUGCGACGACGGUGAGGGAUGUGCAGGUGGGGGUUAAUUUUGCGAGGAAUUGGAAUCUGAGACUCGUGAUCAAAAACACCGGCCAUGACUUCGGCGGCCGUUCCCUAGGCGCCGGGUCCCUAAGCAUCUGGGUACACCACCUCAAAGACUUCGAGUUUCUCCCCGAGUACCCUGUCGGGGAGUACACCGGCAUGGCGGUGCGUUUGGGAGCGGGCGUCGAGAGCUGGGAGCACUUCAACCACAUGGCGGAGCACAAUAUCUCUGUUCUCGCGCCUGGAGGGGCUACAGUGGGCGCUGUUGGGGGAUGGAUUGCUGUGGCUGGACAUGGCGCGUUGACGAGCAAGUAUGGGCUUGGGGUGGAUCAGGUGCUGGCUGUUAAUGUGGUUACUGCGGAUGGGAGGUUUGUGAGUGUGCAGCCGGAUGAUGAGGAUAAGCGGGAUUUGUGGUGGGCUUUACGGGGUGGCGGGCCAAGCACCUUCGGCAUCAUAACCUCAGUCACCCUCAAGGCCCACCCCCCCCUAACAACCAUAACCACCUCCCUCCAACUCACCCUCAACCCCCUUUCCCCCACCUCCCCAAACCGCACCACCUUCUGGCGCGCCAUCUCCUCCGUCUACCACUUCAUCCCCCACAUCCUCUCCUCCGGCGGCUACAUCUUCAGCUACAUCCGUCCCAACCUCACCGACUCCACAAUCAGUUUCACAAUCUCCCACACCGUCCCCAACAUCUCCGUCCCAGACUACCGUGCUCUCCUCCAACCGCUGUACACAGUGCUUUCAGCCCUUUUACCAGUUCCGGUCUCCCUCCCGGGAACAAUCACGCCCACGCCCUACGCCGGUAACGGUCGUCGCACGGGCGCAGGCGACACCCCCAUCAACACGCGCUACCACUCCCGGCUAUUCCCCUCCUCCCUCUGGGAAACAAACACCACCACCUCCCAGGAAAUAUGGACCGCCCUCUGGGAAACGGAAGGGACCGGAAUUAGAGCAGGUGUAGAAGAAGGCGGGUAUGUCUUCCACGGGAUUGGGUAUUCCCCCACAAGGGAGGUUGCGGGCUGGCCGGGAAGGGAUAGUGCGGUGAAUCCGGCGUGGAGGGGGGCUUGGUUGCAUGGGAGUUUGAUGGAUGUGCAGAGGGAGGGGCUGACGGCUGGGGAAGUGAGGAGCAGGGAGGAACGGGCGAGGGGGUUUUUGGGGGGGUGGAACCUCUCCCACGCCGGCUCCUACAUGAACGAAGGCGAUCCCGGCGAGCCCGACUGGCAGGCCCGUUUCUACGGCCCGCUGUACGACGACCUGCUGAAAGUCAAACGAAAGUGGGACCCCUGGGGCGUCUUUUGGGCCAGCACCACCGUUGGCAGCGAGGACUGGGAGGUGGUUACAGAAGAUGGAUAUCCCAUGGGACAAAACGGGCGGUUGUGCCGGACGGAUGCUGGUUUUCGGUAG
Dichotomopilus funicola is the source of this 1947-nucleotide messenger RNA. RefSeq lists its product as uncharacterized. NCBI's taxonomy places the organism in Eukaryota, Fungi, Ascomycota, Sordariomycetes, Sordariales, Chaetomiaceae. The coding region runs from base 1 to 1947 and encodes 648 amino acids. The record is from RefSeq and is a predicted model, not a curated record. The transcript is spliced from 4 exons. Gene Ontology annotation, molecular function: FAD binding; oxidoreductase activity.